Schistocerca nitens (vagrant locust) is the source of this 1125-nucleotide messenger RNA. Its product is annotated as glutamate receptor ionotropic, kainate glr-3-like. Bases 1 to 1125 code for a protein of 374 amino acids. The transcript is spliced from 6 exons. The record is from RefSeq and is a predicted model, not a curated record. Gene Ontology annotation, molecular function: glutamate-gated receptor activity. Lineage: Eukaryota; Metazoa; Arthropoda; Insecta; Orthoptera; Acrididae. Gene Ontology annotation, cellular component: membrane.
AUGAACUCUGAAAAACUCCAGGUUGGUCACGGAAGUGCUGGAAUUUUGAGAAGCACCUGUAGUAUUUGUACAUCAUUAAGGGACGUUGCAUACAUCAACGAUUUCAAGUAUCCCACCCACGAUGUCGCAGUGAAAUAUCUACAGGCUGAUGAAGGCUGGUGGCUCGCUCUGUCAGAGAACGGAACUUGGCCACCUGUGGUGACAGACCUGAACAGCCGAUUUCUGGUGGCAGAGAUUAAAUACCGUCCCAGGACUUCUGCAGAGUUGUUCGAGUCUUAUCAUCCAUUCACGCAAAGUUUUCCUGUGAAGCGGCAUGUGGGAUCAUGGACACCUGAAACAAGUCUACAAAUGGGGAGCAACUGUCUGUCUGUUUUUUACAGGGAAAGAAAUCUCCAUGGACGGACUAUACGAGCCGUUACCAUCACACCUGAGGACUUGAAUGGAACGCACACACUCGGAAAUUUCUGGCAACUACUCGCAGAAAAGUUGAAUUUCACGACAUCGCUGACCGUGUACAGUGGCCGGACGUGGGGCAGGCAGAUGAACGGCAACUGGACGGGUCUGAUAGGCGUGCUGCAGCGGGGUGAAGCCGACGUGGGGCUCAGCACCGCCUUGGUCACCCUCGAGCGCAGCCAAGCUGUUGACUUCUCUCUGCCGCUUCUCUACUCGAGCUUCUGCGUGUACAUCCGCGAGCCGGGCAGCUUGGAGAUGGUGUGGAGCAACUUCGUGCAGCCGCUGAGCUCGUCUCUGUGGCUGGCGGUGGCGCUGUGCGUGCUGGCCUCGGCCGUCUACGUGUGGCUGCUCGGCCACGUCGCCGGCGCCUGCCUGCCCGCCGCCUACGAGCAACACUCGCUCACCAACGCCUUCUACCUCAUGUUCGGCGUCUUUUGUCAGCAGGGUCAUUCGCUGAACGGGCUGCACCCAGCCUGCCGGAUGGUGUACCUGUUCGCCUACCUCACUGCUGUCGUCGUGUACACGGCGUAUUGUGCUGCCAACAUUUCCUUCGUCGCCGUGGAUCGCACCCAGCUGCCCUUCACCGACCUGGCCGGUCUCCUGGCCGAUGGCCGCUACAGACUCACAACACUCUCGGGGUCCGAUGUGCCCACUCUCUUCAAGGUGUGUUAG